CCCUCUUCAGGCCCGCCUGCAAGUCUGCUCGUCCCCGCCUUCCCGUCCUCGCCGCUGAGGUGCCGGGGUCGCGCGGCUCCCCUCCUCCUCCGCCCCGGGUCCUGACUCUUCCCUCCUUUCCCUCAGAGGAUGUCCGCCUUCCAGAUCAACCUCAACCCGCUCAAGGAGCCGCUGGGCUUCAUCAAGGUCCUCGAGUGGGUUGCUUCCAUCUUUGCUUUUGCCACUUGUGGAGGUUUUAAGGGCAAAACAGAAAUUCAAGUGAGUUGUCCUAAAGUUUCUGAAAAUAAAACUAUUACAGCUACUUUUGGUUAUCCAUUCAGGUUGAAUCAAGCAUCAUUUCAGUCACCUUCAGGUGCAAAUGUAUGUGAUGUAAACUGGAAAAGUCAUGUCCUCAUAGGAGAUUACUCUUCUUCUGCACAAUUCUAUGUUACAUUUGCAGUCUUUGUGUUCUUGUACUGCAUUGCUGCCCUUCUGCUUUAUGUUGGUUACACAAACCUCUACCGGGAUAGUCGUAAACUUCCUAUGAUUGACUUUAUUGUUACUCUUAUUACUACUUUUUUGUGGUUGGUGAGUGCCUCAGCCUGGGGUAAAGCUCUUACAGAUAUUAAAGUCGCUACUGGACACAAUAUUAUUCAGGAACUUGAGCCUUGCAAGCUACCAGUGGCCUGUUAUUUUGGCUCUGUGACUAGUAUGGGAUCCCUAAAUGUAUCUGUGAUCUUUGGCUUUCUGAAUAUGAUACUCUGGGGAGGAAAUGCUUGGUUCGUGUACAAGGAGACCAGCUUGCAUAGUCCGUCAAAUACUUCAGCUUCUCAUGGCCAAGGAGGUGUUCCACCUCCUUCUGGAAUAUAACUAAAGGGAGAAGUACACUGUGUGAAAUGUGUCUGUACUGUCCUUGUUGCCAUCAUAUUGAGAAGCACUAUUGUUUCUAAUAAAAAGUAAUGGCUUUUUCAAUAAAUUGGUGGGUUUAAGAUUUUGCUGCUUUUCUACCUAAAACGUGUGCCUUUUCUAGAAAUUUAAGAUGUAAAUGUAUUUUUACACGUAAAUUUGAAAGUUCAGGAGCCUGUUAUGAGAUGAUACUUAUUUUUAAGUGAACAAUAAUUUCACUAAGUUGUUUGCCUUCUAAAGUGUUUACACCUUAAGCUUUAACAUAAGCCUUCACUCAGAAAACAGUUACAUCAUAUCCUAAUAAGAAGAAAGUGUUUGGAAUAUACACUACUGUAAGUUUGUACAGAUCAUAUACCUAAGCCUUGUCUUUAAGAAAACCUGGAUUAUAUAAAUCAUAUUUUAAAAAACAUUUAGUGCAAAUUUUGUAUCUGAAUAUUGUACAUGUUUAAAAUUUUUUAAUUGCAAAGACUGGGUAUAUGUUUUGUUUCUAUUUUUCUAAAUGACUUGCUGUACUUAUUAGGUGUACUAAAAUUGCCUUAGGAGCAAGGACUUGAAUAUUUCUAACAAAUAUGUAGUUAAUUUCAUACUUGUUACAGGAGGUGGUUCCUAGGCUUGCUGUAUCAGUAGGAAGAGCACAGCUCAGAUGGCUGCUUUCUAUCCGUGGGCAUUCUCAGUCAUGCUUGUUUGCUAGCCUUUGUUGCUCAUGCCAUCUUAGUGCAUAUUGAGACCUAGUCUCCUUGCAAAUAGAGAAAAAUAAUCUACCUUUUUUUGCAGACCCUAUUUAAAGGGUUAAUAAAAAUUAACAUUUAGUCAGUGAAGUUGAUUUUUUUGAGUUUAGCAUUGAUAUUGUAAAAAUAAAUGCAAUUUGGAUUUCAUAUUUCUUAAUAUUCAUUCUUAUUUCACAAAAGGAUGAUUAAGGAAUUAUGCUCAUAAAGGAACCUAAGUAAGCUCUACUAUGGGUGUACUGUCUUUAUACACAUUUGGGUAUGUUUGGAAUAUAGUGCUUAUUCAUAUUUGCUUCCUGGUCUUUUUUGUUGUACAGGGAUCUAGACCUCCUAUUCUUACAAGAUGAUGUUUAUAUGUAAAUCACAUCUUGCAUAUUGCCUUAUUUUGUUGCUUUUAUUCAUGACUGAAAGUGUCUAUAUGGAAAUAUAUGUUUUAUGCAACAAAUAAUAAAGAAGUUAAAAAGAAAGAAUGCACCAAUUGGUAUAUUACAAAGAACCCUUCAUCUUAAAGGCAUGAGCAGUGCAGAAUGCAACUGGUUCUCAAAUCAGGAACUAGAGUUACAGUAGUGUUUUUUAAGUGCUUGGCAAGGAACGGAACAGACAGAAAUGCUUUCAUUCUCAUUUGAAAAAUACUUGUAACUACUGGGUUAAGUUUUCCUGAUAAACAUUUUCUAAUUGAUCACUCAAAUACCAAAGAUUCCUAAUGAAGAGUAUUCACCUAUGUAGCUGGUGAUACAGUUCAGUUGGUAGACUGUCUAGCAUGCAUGACAAGGCUCUGGGUUCAGUCCCCUGCACUGCAUAAACCAGAUGUCAAAGCUCAAGCCUAUAAUCCCUGCACUCAAAGUUCAGAGUCAUUCUUGGCUAUAUAGGGAGUAGAAGUUUAAAGCCAAUCUGGGAUACAUGAGAUUCUGUCUCAAAAAAAAACACCCACACAUGCACACACACUUGCACACCCUGGAUCUAAACUGCUUGUGACUUUACUUUAGCUACCCUACUCUCUGGCUAACUUCAGGUGAAGUACUCUCUGUGCCUCCAUUUGUAUCUGAAAAUAUGGAAAUAAAAGUACUGACCUCAAAGAAUAUAUGAAAAUGAAAUUAAGUGUAAAGCCAUGACACUGGUGAGCACAUCAUAGAUCCUCUAUAAAUGCCAGCUGUGCCUAAGACUUAACCUGAAUCCAAGGGACUAGAGGAACUAGCUUCAAGCAUACAAGCUUCUCCCAUAACCAAUCUCAGAUGUUUGGGUGUGUUCAUUUUUCUUUUGGGGGCAGAUGUUGG
Molecule: messenger RNA, 2884 nt
Organism: Nannospalax galili (Upper Galilee mountains blind mole rat)
Lineage: Eukaryota; Metazoa; Chordata; Mammalia; Rodentia; Spalacidae
Gene: Sypl1
Product: synaptophysin like 1
Exons: 5
Coding region: 130-849 (239 amino acids)
Cellular component (GO): synaptic vesicle; synaptic vesicle membrane
Source: RefSeq, a predicted model, not a curated record